Messenger RNA from Aureobasidium pullulans EXF-150, 2735 nucleotides. RefSeq lists its product as uncharacterized. Gene Ontology annotation, cellular component: nucleus. The coding region runs from base 91 to 2352 and encodes 753 amino acids. The transcript has a single exon. The record is from RefSeq and is a predicted model, not a curated record. Gene Ontology annotation, biological process: rRNA processing. NCBI's taxonomy places the organism in Eukaryota, Fungi, Ascomycota, Dothideomycetes, Dothideales, Saccotheciaceae.
CCGAAAACUAUCAAAGGGUCUGGCAUUCUUGUUUUUUCCAUCAGGAUAACACAACCCCGGACUGGACUGGAAAGACGUUGACUUGGAUACAUGAUCAUGGCACCUCAAGCGACCUCAAUUUCGCUGCUCAGAGCAGCUUCAUUUCGCAUCUCGAAUGCAUCAAAAGCUGAGCUUCCUCAGGUUGCUGCAUUGACUGCUCAGUCUCUACUCUCCUGCAAAGACAUCUUCACUAGCCCGGACCUAGCCAACCAAAAGGACUCGGAUGCUGCCAUUGCUCUUCACCGUUUCAACACUCAGCUUACUUCCCUGCUUGGAGACCGUCAUGUCGAGGGUCGGUGGGCUGCCGUCGUUCUGAUCAAGGCUGCUAUCGAAGCCGGUGGAUGGGAAACCCUCAAAAAGUCCAUCGGUUGGGUCCGUGGUCUGCUGAUCAUUCUCAAGAAGCCUGACCCUCCUCUUCUGAGAUGCUUGACCAUUGUGACUCUGACUCGCAUCUUCAUGCUUACCUGGGAAUUCCCAACUCUGAUCAGAGAAAUCACCACUCCUUCGCUACCCACCUUUGUCUCUACAUGCCUCAACAACCUAACUGUUCGUCCCUCCACUCCCCAGGAACUCAAGGCUACUCUGGAAUGUUUUGCUCAACUCUUGCCUCGCCACCCUACCAUUUUCCGCCAACACCAAGAUGCUGUCGCGAAGCUUCUUACCACUACCUUUGAGAACAAGGCUUCGGGUGACCAAAUCAUGGAUCUCGCUUCCCGUGUCUCGGUACUGCUCCAUCAAUGCGAGCCCAAGAACGGUGCCAGCGACAAGUGGGACGCUACCCUCAUUGCCACUCUCCACAGCGCACAUUCCAUGGCCGACAGGACUUUUAUGAGCAUCGAAGAAGACUGGCAAUCUGUUACUGGCACAAACUUUAUCAACAAGAACAUCCUGUCUGACCUUUAUUCCAAAGCUCAGGCUGCGAGAACUCCUGCAGAUGGUCCUGUUGGUCAAUUCAUCACUCCCGGCUACCAAGGACUGAUGAACCAUCUUCGCUUGCUUACUGCCUACUUUGCAUCCGCCACCUCCGCUUCCGUCGUUGGUUCCGUUGGUGCUGUGACGGACUUGCUUACCAGAUUGAUGUCCAACACCAUCUCGACCAGCUCGACAAAGAGCACCAUCCGUUUCAAGCGCGAUGCUGUCAGAGAGGAGCGUGAUGCAUUGACCGAAAUUCUUCCCCAAAUUCACGUUGCAUGCAUUGAAGUCUUGUCCAUCAUCUUGGACCGUUACGGCAACGCUAUCACUCCUGCUUUGCAACCCUUCCUCGAUCAGAUCAUGUGGAUCUUCCACGCUUCAUCUGCCAACGUUGAGGUCAGAACCGCCACUUACAUUGUUGGCAAGAAGAUCUUGGAUCUCAAUGGUCAGUCCCUUAACAAGGAGGCUAUUGGUGGGCUGAAGAAGUACAUCGUUGCAUGCUGUGAAGAUCUGCUGCCUACAAUCGAGGAAAAGGACCCCUCGAACAGCAAUGGCAACAAGCAACAGUCUACCAUGAAUGCCGAUACUUUCCUUAAGCAAGGCACUACCAAGCCUUCUGCAAAGACAGAGCUGGCAGGUCUGAAGUCGGCUGCAUGGGAUCUGCUUCCUACCCUUCUUGGUCAGCUUCCUGCAGAACACUGUCCCAUUGCUCUGCGUGCAACCAUGGAUCGUACAGCAGUUCUGUCUCGCCACAAGAAUGCCGUCAUGGCAAGCACACUCAACCACACUUCCACAGCCAAGGCUGCUCGCAAGGGCAACAGUCUGCUUCCUCUCCUCGCUCGCGAAUAUCCCACCGAUCCUCAAGUCGAAGUUCUUCUUCGCCCCAGAAUGCCAAUUCUCCAGACUGGUCGCAAGGCUACUGAAGCUGAAGCUGAAGCCGACGCAAUGGACGAGGAUGACGAGUCAGCCUCUGACGACGAAGAAGAGCAAGAGCAAACUGAUUAUGAAAAAGUUGUCGCAGAAACUUCACGCGUUGCGGAAUCGUCUCACAGUGGGAACAGCAACGACACAGUCCACAAAGAGCAAAAUCUCGUAAACUGGGCAUUGAAGGAAUACGUCCAAGAAGGACUCGGUCAAACAAACACCAAUGCCGCUGGCUCAGGUGGUGCGACAAAGGGAAGCGAGGAUGCUGCUGAAGCAGCUCUUGGACAAGUGGCAGCUGGAGCAGACCCGACUGAGGUGAACAUUAACAAGAGACAACGCGAGGAAGAUGAGGGUAGAAUGGCGGAUAAGAGGCAGAAGUCGAUUGAGCCCCAAGCUGCUGCCGCUGACGACAGCGACGAUGAUGAGUUUGUGGUGCCGGAGAUCGUUAUGGGUGAUAGUGAUGAUGAGGAUGAGUAGACAUUUAUUAGUCUCUCGAUUGAUGAUCACAGUAUAAGUAUACUCUCAUUGAUAUCAAUCUUCGUCACCCGCAAUGAUCCCAAUCAUUUGCUUCCGUCCAGCAAGUUACCACGACAUCAACCGGUAUCGUCUAGCACAAACCAGCCAUGACAGCUCGUGGCUUCUCACCUUAACAGCAAUUUGUUGUCAUUAUAGACAGCUUCACCAUCUCAAGGAGACAUUAGCAUGAAGUGCCGAAAACAACAAGACGAGAUGAUUGUUGACAGGCCAGGGUGUCCCGAAAGACGUGUCUUCUUGGUGACGCAGGCAGUCGCGCGGGGUCUUGGCAAAAGCUAAUAACAGCUUGGAGGAUUGGACCAGGAGUUAACUGUCUUGUCCAAACA